Messenger RNA from Aureobasidium pullulans EXF-150, 1746 nucleotides. RefSeq names its product putative carboxypeptidase 2. NCBI's taxonomy places the organism in Eukaryota, Fungi, Ascomycota, Dothideomycetes, Dothideales, Saccotheciaceae. Gene Ontology annotation, cellular component: fungal-type vacuole. Bases 1 to 1746 code for a protein of 581 amino acids. The record is from RefSeq and is a predicted model, not a curated record. The transcript is spliced from 3 exons. Gene Ontology annotation, biological process: proteolysis. Gene Ontology annotation, molecular function: serine-type carboxypeptidase activity.
AUGGCUCCUUCGAUAGCAUCUCUUUCGGCACUUGCCCUGGCUGGACUUCCUCUUGCAUUGGGUCAAUUUGUCAAGGCACCGACGAAUUGGACUCACGCUACUGGUUAUUCGGAUAUCCAAGUCCGCUACAAGGAGGUCCCUACUGGCACUUGCGAGCUCAACAGCUCCGUAAAGAGUUACUCGGGAUAUCUCGAUGUCGACACUGACGAACAUUAUUUCUUCUGGUUCUUCGAGGCUCGUAACCAGAACCCCAAGGAUGCUCCUCUCACUGUCUGGAUCAAUGGAGGUCCAGGGUCAAGCAGCAUGAUUGGACUGUUCCAAGAACUUGGACCUUGCAGAAUUGAUGAAAACGGCACAGUCGUCAACAACCCUUACUCAUGGAGUGAAUCCAGCAACAUGAUCUUUAUCGAUCAGCCUACACAAGUAGGGUUCUCGUACUCCAUUCCCGUGCCCGGAUACACCGACGCAAAUUCGGGAUCAAUUGUCACUCUACCUAACGCAACAUGUCCCGAAUAUGCACAAGGCUGCGGAACGUACUCUUAUCCGAAUGAGACAUUGACUGCCAACACUACUGCCGGCGUCGCGCCUAACUUCUGGAAGGGGCUUCAGGGUUUCAUGGGUGCUUUCCCCCAAUAUUCCCGCCACGAAUUCAAUUUUGCUACAGAGUCAUACGGCGGCCACUUUUCUCCGUUGAUCAAUCAGUACAUUGAAAAACAAAAUGAGCUCAUCGCCAAAAAGCAACUUCCUAAGGCUCACCACAUAAACCUCAAAACAGCCCUCAUAGGCAACGGCUGGUACGACCCCUUGAUACAGUACCAAGCCUAUUACAACUUCACCGUCUUCCCUGGAAACACAUACGACUACAAGCCAUUCAACGAAAGUAUCUCGGCCAUGAUGUACAAUGCCCUUUACGGUCCUGGUAACUGCGUCGAUAUGACCAAGGAAUGCUACGCCAGCGGUAGAAACGAUGUAUGCAGCUUCGCCGACAACUUCUGUGCCAACAAUGUCGAAGAAGUUCUGGACAUCUACGCCCUUCGUGAUGAAUACGACAUCCGUGAACUGUCACCUGACCCGUUCCCAUCUACUUUCUACGUGGACUAUCUCAACUCUCCUACUGUUCAGGAGGCCAUCGGUGCUUAUGUCAACUUCAGUGAGAGCAACAGUGCUGUCUCGUCAGCUUUCGGAAGCACUGGUGAUGAUGACCGUGAGAGUGGCACUAUUGAGGCAUUGAAGACUCUUGUGUCUGACGAUAUCACCGUUGUACUCUAUGCUGGUGAUGCCGACUACAACUGUAACUGGCUUGGUGGAGAAGUCGUCGCAGGAGAGGUCAACGCUCCCGGCUUCUCAAGUGCAGGCUACACAAACGUCACCAGCUCCGAUAACAUCGUCCACGCUCAAGUCAAGCAGUCUGGCAAGUUCUCAUUCGUCCGUAUCUUCGAGAGCGGUCAUGAAGUUCCCUUCUACCAGCCGUUGAUGAGUCUUGAAAUGUUCGAUCGUGCCAUCAACGGCAAGGAUAUUGCCACUGGUAGACGUACUGUCAAGGGCGGCUACAAGACUACCGGCUCUGCAAAGAGCACCUACCGAGAGGGCAACUCUACUGUUCAGUUCGAGGUCGUCAACGCAACUGCCACUUACAACACAACCUCAAAUGAGCCCGACCCAAUUUCGGCCAAGAAGAGCUUCAAGGCUGCUAACAAGAGACGCUUGUUCAAGCCAGCCAAGAGAGUCGUUGAUCUGACUUCCUAG